This is a messenger RNA of Pyricularia pennisetigena, 1458 nucleotides long. RefSeq lists its product as uncharacterized. NCBI's taxonomy places the organism in Eukaryota, Fungi, Ascomycota, Sordariomycetes, Magnaporthales, Pyriculariaceae. Bases 1 to 1458 code for a protein of 485 amino acids. The transcript is spliced from 3 exons. The record is from RefSeq and is a predicted model, not a curated record.
AUGGUCAAGAGCAGUGAGAUCGUGGUCAGCACGCCGGCCCCAAAGAGUCGUGCAGCCCAAGAAGAAGCGGGAGAAAGGACCCCAGAUCUCAUCCGUACACAUUUUCAAGGGUUCGCGAGCACCGCACCAUUCUUUCGAGCGGGUCCUCGUAUUAUCCAAGGAUGGCAUGGCAGUAACACGUUCGGAGCUGAUACAUCAACAAAUUCCGGCCUCGAGGAUCCUUUCGGACCAGUGGCGACCGGCAGCGAACAUGCUCAGGCUGCCCACGAUGUCGAGGCUGGGAUUGUGCGGCUACCUGCCAAGAGGCCCAGAAAAGCUACCGUCCAGCCCUUGAUGCAGCUGAGGCGCUACUCUGCACGAACGCAGUCCAAGCCGGCAACGUCGAUGAACAGAGUCUGGCACUUGCUGCCAGCCGAAAUUCGAGAACGCAUUUGGGAGAUGGCUCUCGAGGACCCGAUGGACAUGCGACGGAUCGUUUAUAUCCGGAACCGCAACACGCCUGGUUUCCCCAACUAUCGGCAGUCUAUCUCCGUUAAUUUUACGGUACCCGCUGGUUCGAGCAUUUCGUGGGUAUGCUUGGAAUCUCGCGCAGUGUUCAAGCGCAAGUUCUUUGAAGUCUACCAAGUAGACUACCGGAUGAUGUUUGCCCGGUUCAAUCCAUCUAUGGGAAGCCUUCAGAGGACCAGCAUAGACAACGCCCUAUCACAAGAGUCUGACACAGCUGCUCCCAAGGAAGUAGCCUCGGUAUCUCUGACUGACGCUCAAUUCUGGGCCCAUCGCUACACGUCUUCAGUGACGGCCGUUCCGCUUGCUCCGAGAGUCGAUCCCAUGCCCAAAAUCAAGGCUAAAAUCAAGCACCCUCUCGAUUCUGUCAUAAGCCACCUUCCUGAAAGGGUUGGAAACUUUGAUCUGACCGACAUCGGCAUCCAGGACAUUAGCGAGCAGCAAGCUGUGAAUCCCGAAAUCGAUAUCAUCUAUAUCGAGCCUUGUUGCGAUGGAUGCCGUGGCCAGCACUGUAUUAGUCGACAGUUCUUGUCCGUGGACCGCAACGCCGUGCGCUUUCUGAUUGUCAAAGACGAACCGCUUUGGCCUCCCACUCGCGGCGGGAUUCCUCCCUGCUGGCAGACACUCACCAGCGUCUUUCCCAAUGUCGAGAUCAUGUACAUCGACAUCAACAAUCAGGGACCGCCCAAAUCCACCAUUGGCAAGACGAAGCAGCGAAGGGUCAUGGUUCGUGUGAAGGAAACUGCAUUGCCAAGAAUCAUGAUCCAUCUAAGCCGGUUCGCCGCUUGGAAGAAAGAUGCCGGCCAGAAUAUCAAGCUGGCCAAGGUUGAAUUUGUUGCCGUCUACGAGCACAAGGAACCCGGCACUAAUAGACUUGAUGGGGACCAAUACCCGUUGGCCAAGAGGGAGGGACGCCGACACAAGCUCGCGGACGAUGUCUUCAUUGUUCGUUAG